CAAGAAAAAGCAACCAAGCCCAUCGCUAAUCUCAGGGGUAGCUUCACCGUUUUAAGAACAUGUUUUCCACUCUCUCCAUUCCCACACACGCAACGAUGUGUUGCUGGCUCUCCAAAAUGUUGAUGGCAAUAUAAGAAGCCUAGAUCGGAAGUGGAAUCAGUUUGAAGGCUAAGGUCAAGAAGAAAAGAAUCGAUCGGAAUGAAAACCCUUAUCGCCAUUGCAUUACUAGUUGUGUCCGUUUGCGCACGGCCAUAUGGACACGGCUUAAGCCAUCGCAAUCCUCUUUUGCGAUAUCAACACCCGGAAAGUCGAAGCUAUGACAAAUCCAUUCGCCCCAAUUAUAACGAGGAACCAGCCAAGGUGUCAGUGAACAUCUACUUCAGAGAAAUUGGCCCCCUCAAUCCGGAAAGAGAUGAAGUCCAAAUCCAAAUGACCUUCAGACAAUUCUACAACGACCCCAGACUCCAACAUGACAAGGAUGCCCCCAUCACAUUGGUGGGUGAAGACGCCAAGAGGGUCUGGCAACCCGAUACCUUCUUCCGCUUUGGCCGAAGCUCAAAGAUCAUGCAAACCUUCGCGCCCAACCAAUUAGCCAAGAUCUCUGCCGAAGGAGAUGUCACUCUCAGCACUCGUUUGAUCCAUACUACUGGCUGCCAAGGCCUUGGAAAGGCUAUGGAGUUGGGUCAAUCCAUCUCUUGCCCAAUUGAAAUUGCCAGCUACGGACUUUCCGCCGAUGAUGUGGAAUACGUCUGGCAAGAGGGUGAAGAGUCCCCAGUGAAGGCCACAGACAAGCAGAACAUGUACUUGGGCAAUAAGUUCACUUUUGACGGUUUUGAGGUGAACAACAAGAGGUUAAAAACCAACACGGCUGAAUACAGUACCCUAGUUGUGAACCUCAAACUCAAAUCUACGUCUACUUGAGAGCAUUUCUUGUGUUAACCCCAACCGGUUUUCAAAUUCCCGCUCAGUGCAGGCAACAAUCAAACGUCAACAACUGAAAAGUGAAUUUACGCAAGAGCAAAAAACACUUACUGACUGCAUCUAUUAAAAUAAAAGUCCAAUCGCAAA
Tigriopus californicus is the source of this 1068-nucleotide messenger RNA. RefSeq names its product glutamate-gated chloride channel-like. Gene Ontology annotation, molecular function: neurotransmitter receptor activity; transmembrane signaling receptor activity; extracellular ligand-gated monoatomic ion channel activity. Gene Ontology annotation, biological process: monoatomic ion transmembrane transport; nervous system process; signal transduction. The coding region runs from base 199 to 921 and encodes 240 amino acids. Gene Ontology annotation, cellular component: neuron projection; membrane; synapse. The transcript is spliced from 5 exons. Lineage: Eukaryota; Metazoa; Arthropoda; Copepoda; Harpacticoida; Harpacticidae. The record is from RefSeq and is a predicted model, not a curated record.